AUGUUGAGGAUAAUUUUGAUCAACUGUUUGUUGUUCGUGAUCCCCCGCGCGGGGCAUUCUGCCCUUCUGAUGUCCCGAAAGGAAGAUUCGAAAUGUGGGGAAAUACCCAAGGAGAUCUUAGAGGAGGUACUGGGGGCUUCCUAUAACCCGCGAUACAUGAGCAUCGAUCCCCCUGUAGAAACUGCACCGACCGGCACGGGAAUGAAAAGAGCCUCGAACUUCGAGAUGGAUUUCUACGUUGACGACACCCACUACGAAGAACUGGCAGGGGACCCUGCCUGGAUGGUGAAGAACCACGUGAAAAUCCAGGGAGUGAAGCACCACUCCAGGAGGUUCAAAAGGAGCGUUAAACGACGUCAGGAGUGGCAGUGCGACUCUGUCAUAGUCUGGAAGGACCUAGGACCCGAUUAUUUCCCAAGGUUUCUACGUACGGUGGAAUGCACGCAGUCCGACUGUUGGUACAGCCUUUUCAGAUGCGAGCCGCGGUCCUUCACCGUGAAAAUCCUGAGGAAGAAGAAGAAUCUGUGCGUCCUGGCGGAGCGGGGCAUGAUAAUUGGAUACUCGGGACUUCCCAGGGAUCUCAGGGAGCUGUGGGUCUGGGAGGAGAGAGCGGUGAACUUUUGCUGUGAUUGCGUAAAUAAUUAG
Messenger RNA from Coccinella septempunctata (seven-spotted ladybird), 645 nucleotides. RefSeq names its product protein trunk. The record is from RefSeq and is a predicted model, not a curated record. The transcript has a single exon. The coding region runs from base 1 to 645 and encodes 214 amino acids. Gene Ontology annotation, molecular function: signaling receptor binding. NCBI's taxonomy places the organism in Eukaryota, Metazoa, Arthropoda, Insecta, Coleoptera, Coccinellidae.